This is a messenger RNA of Adineta steineri, 482 nucleotides long. NCBI's taxonomy places the organism in Eukaryota, Metazoa, Rotifera, Eurotatoria, Adinetida, Adinetidae. The record is from the annotation of a GenBank genome assembly.
GUAGUGGUACUGCUAGUAGUGGUGGUAGUAGUAGUAGUGGUACUGCUGGUAGUGGUGGUAGUAGUAGUGGUACUGCUAAUACUUUCACUGCUGGUAGUAGUACUGCUUGUGAUAGUAGUAGUAGUAGUAGUGCUACUUGUAGUACUUUCACUGCUGGUAGUAGUACUACUUGUGCUACUGCUGCUGCUCGUUGUAGUACUAGUGGUGGUGGUAGUAGUAGUAGUAGUGGUGGUACUUGUAGUGCUAGUGGUAGUACUACUUGUGGUACUGGUGGUGGUAAUAGUAGUAGUAGUAGUAGUGCUACUAGUGGUACUGCUAGUGGUAGUGCUACUUGUGGUACUGGUUGUACUGGUGGUGGUGGUAGUGGUACUCGUAGUACUGCUACUACUUGUGGUACUAGUGCUGGUAGUAGUAGUAGUACUAGUGGUGGUACUGCUGCUGCUCGUCGUAGUAGUAGUGGAGGUGGUGGUUGGUAUUGCUAA